AUGGGUGGUUCUGAUAUCAAAUGGCAAAAGGAUGCUGCAGACCAGAAUUUUGAUUACAUGUUCAAGCUGCUUAUCAUCGGAAAUAGUUCCGUCGGAAAAACUAGUUUCCUAUUUCGCUAUGCGGACGAUUCCUUCACUUCGGCCUUCGUGUCUACUGUUGGCAUUGACUUCAAGGUGAAAACAGUCUUUCGCCACGACAAACGCGUUAAACUUCAGAUAUGGGACACUGCAGGGCAAGAACGUUACCGUACUAUAACAACCGCAUAUUAUCGAGGAGCUAUGGGUUUUAUAUUAAUGUAUGAUAUAACUAAUGAAGAAAGUUUUAACAGCGUUCAAGAUUGGGUGACACAAAUUAAAACAUAUUCAUGGGACAAUGCACAAGUGAUUUUAGUUGGAAAUAAAUGUGAUAUGGAAGAAGAGCGUGUCGUGAGUGCAGAACGUGGCAAGCAACUUGCUGAUCAGCUUGGGGUCGAAUUUUACGAGACAAGCGCUAAAGAAAAUAUCAACGUAAAGACGGUGUUUGAACGCCUGGUCGACAUAAUAUGCGAUAAGAUGUCGGAGAGCCUGGAUUCGGAGCCGGCAAUGCUAGCCGGCGGCGCACGCGGCCAACGUCUCACUGAGCAACCACAGAGCAACACUAACCCCAACUGCAAUUGUUAA
Messenger RNA from Parnassius mnemosyne (clouded apollo), 660 nucleotides. The record is from the annotation of a GenBank genome assembly. NCBI's taxonomy places the organism in Eukaryota, Metazoa, Arthropoda, Insecta, Lepidoptera, Papilionidae.